Molecule: messenger RNA, 2863 nt
Organism: Lineus longissimus
Lineage: Eukaryota; Metazoa; Nemertea; Pilidiophora; Heteronemertea; Lineidae
Exons: 14
Coding region: 102-2528 (808 amino acids)
Source: RefSeq, a predicted model, not a curated record
GCGAUUUGGACCUUCCGUUAAAAAGCACAAUCCUAGUCCACAGUCUUUUGAGCUCAUUUUAGACUUGCGUCUCGAUAACUAACGUGUCAAUAGCAUCGAAGAUGGCGUCGCCGUUGUUGACCUUGACUGUAACCUUGGGCGUUCUUAUACUGCUCGAAUCGGCGCACGGUUAUUCCGAAUACGGCGGAGACUGGUACGGGGGCGAUUCGGGCGAUUCAUAUGGGGGGUCAUAUGACGCCCACGGCCACGACGAAGGUUAUGACGAUUAUGUACAUGAGGGUCAUAUGGAGGGUGAUAGCCACGGAUCUCGACCAAAGCCUGCACCACCUCGUCCACCACCAAAGACCAGAGUCCUCUUCCUGGACCUCGUCUUGACCCUUGACGGCUCCUCAGGAACCGGGGCGUCCGCCUUCAGCAAGUCGCAGCAGUUCAUCAUCAUGAUGCUAAAGACGUACAUACUUGGCGGCAAUAGCUUGAGACUGAAGGUGGUCUACUCCAACGGCGCCAACAUCCAGAUCUUCACCUUCGACAAUGACGCCCAGACUCAGACCUAUGUCAACCAGAUCAACGGCUGCCGAUAUUCCGGCAGCGCUCUCAACAUCCAGCUCAUCUUCCAAAAGAUCACGUCUUUUUAUCUGAGCUUCCAGAGAGCAGGGGCUGGCAGGUGUCUCUUCAUGAUGGGCGGUUUCAACGUCGGCAACUCCUGGGAAAUCAAGGCCAGGAUCGCCCUCUACGUGCAGACCAUCAGCAUUAACUUCCGAUUCUACUACUUCGCGAUUGGCUCCCAGACGGGUCUGACUUUCUGGCAGGACAUUGUGGACCGGACUUACAUCAUUCAAUUGAGUUCCUUCAGCGUGACGUCCAGUUGGACGAUCAGUUGGUUCCAGACCAACACGGCAAACUUCAAGAUAUAUGGUCUUUGGAGAACCAUGAAGAAGAUCAACCUUCAACUCGUGUUGACCUUGGACGCCUCCAGCACCACUGGGAAGGAUGGUUACUACGAGACCUUCUACAUGAUCCUGACACUCCUCCGGACUCACAGCCUCGGCAGCGGCAACCUUCAGCUCUACGUCUGUGUCCACCGCGGCGGCCAGGUCAAUGUGGUCCAGUUUAAAUCGCAGUCAGACAUAAGUGCAAACCUCAAUUUGUUGUCAACGACCUACUGGAGCUUCACGAGUGUGUCAGUGAACGUGGUCUUGGUCCUUCAGAAGGUCCAGUGGGUGGUCCAAAACUCCUUCUCCUCAUACCAACCCAAAUCAAUCUGGCUCUGCGGAGGUAUGCAGGUCUCUAGUCAACAACGACAAGUCCAGCUCAUCAUCUACCAAUUGGAAACUACGAUGAAGACCUAUUUCUAUUACUUUGCCAUUGGUGUGCAGAGAAGCACUAGCUUCUGGACCCAGGCCCUUGGAUCAAGGUUCGUCAAGACAGACUUCACCGUGUCUGUGACGACUUUCAAUAGCAUUCUUGUAAAUGUUGCUGCUACUGCCAGCAACCUGCAAGGGCCUACUGUGACAUCAGUCAUUAUGGAAGUGGGUAGGCCUACGACCAUAGCUCCGUACGUAUCGGGCGGAGGAAGUGGGCACUAUGAGGGCGAGUCAUCCUCUUCACACGACAGUCACUAUGGUGGUCACGACGACGAAUCAGAGGAAUACCAUGGUGCACAUAGUAGUGGUGGUCACUAUAUCGGCGAGUCGGAUGAAAGCCAUGGAAGCCACUCUGGGAGUUCUGGGGGUUCUUCAGGGAGUUACGGAGGUUCAUCUGGAAGUAAUGGAGGUUCAUCUAGCUCCUCAGGUGGUGGCUCAUCCGGCAGCUGGCAAGGCUCCUUUGGGUCAGGUGGUAGCUCCUCUGGUAGCAGCUCAACAGGCGGCUCAACUGGGACUGGCAGCUGGCAAGGCUCCUUUGGGUCAGGUGGUAGCUCCUCUGGUAGCAGCUCAACAGGCGGCUCAACUGGGACUGGCAGCUGGCAAGGCUCCUUUGGGUCAGGUGGUGGCUCCUCUGGUAGCAGCUCAACAGGCGGCUCAACUGGGACUGGCAGCUGGCAAGGCUCCUUUGGGUCAGGUGGUGGCUCUUCUGGUAGCAGCUCAACAGGCGGCUCAACUGGGACUGGCAGCUGGCAAGGCUCCUUUGGGUCAGGUGGUAGCUCCUCUGGUAGCAGCUCAACAGGCGGCUCAACUGGGACUGGCAGCUGGCAAGGCUCAUCUGGAGGAUCAUCUGGUUUAACUGGCUCGUCUAUGUCUAAUGGCGGAGGCUUCUCCAGCUCCAGCUCUACGUCCACCACAUCAACUAAUAUGAGUGCGAGGAUCGUGAAUGGGGUCACACAGAUCCCUCAAGCCUUCAAUGUCAAAGGCACUGGGUGCGCUGGCAUGAGUGGUACAACUGAUGUCGGAGGCGGAUACUGCGCAAUUACGAAUAUGGACGCUUUCAUCACGUGGGCUCAGUCUGUUGGCUGGAAAGUCGAACGUACUUAUAUGAAUGGAAUACAGACAAUCAAAAUCACCGGCAGUGUUACCUACGCAGGCAAGAAGUGAGGAACACGAGAUGGCCAAACUUUACUCGAUCUCUCGACAUGUAUAGUGAUGUCUAAUUCAGCUUAAUCUCGCCCUCUUUCACAAGUGCGGAGAUGUUAACCAUGCUAGCAACCGCCUGGCCUAGACCAGCGACUCACCACAUCUAGUGAAAACUCAUCUAUAGUGUGUGCAUAUGCGCUAGCAACAGAUGCAUCUUCGCCACACGUUGUGAUGGACCUACCCAACCGGACGCUUGCGAAAGCUCACUAAUGUUCAUCAUAGCAUUUACUAGUUGCGGGUGAGUUUAAGCAGAUAUUGACUGUCGCGUUUUAAGCAAUAAAGUUGACUUGUAAGAG